GGAAUGAAGCACCUCCCCUUUAAUCGCUCGGUUGAGCUUCUCUCGGAGCUGUAGUCGCUCUCUUCACUCGCACAUUUUACCGUCAGGCGUCAGAGGAACUCUGGUGGAUUUCGGCGCUCUUGUUGUGCCUGAAAAGCUGACGUUUUUCCCUUUUUUUCUUGUCAUUUCUUGGAAUUAAAAGCGUGAACACUCGAAGGCUUUGUCACUUCUCUGUGUCGGUUUUUUGUCAUCGACAUGAAGAAACGCGGAAUAAAGCAUCCAAAGUGGCUGAAGGACUGAACAGGCCUCCUGCUCUCACUCCACCGCACGCAGUUUGGAAUCAGAGCUGCAAUGGCAAAGUGGCUGAAAGACUACCUGAGCUUUGGCAGCAGGAAGGUGCCUCCACAGCCGCCCACACCAGAUUACACAGAGAGCGAGAUCCUGAAAGCCUACCGGCUCCAGAGGGACCUGGACUUCGAAGAUCCGUAUGAGGAGUCCGAAAACAGGUCCAGGGGCGAGUCUGGGGCCUCUGAGCCAGCCACACCUGUGUAUGGGUCUCCCAUGAAGUCCUCUACUGUGGACGUGAAGUCCCCCAAACACAGACUAAUCAAAGUGGACUCCCAGGAGCUGGGGCGCACCAAGAUCCUCCUCAGUGCCAUUUCCUUAGAGGACCAGCAAGAACCUGUGGUGCCGUCUGCUCCGCUGGCAGGGGACACGGAUUACUCUGAUCCAUUCGAUGCUCGCUUGGACCACCGACUAGAACCAGAUCUCGGACCCGUUCCGUCUGAGAACAACGGCUACAUGGAACCAUAUGAGGCCCAGAGAGUCAUAACAGAGCUGCAGCGUGGCCCAGGAGGAGGACGGGCGCGGGGCGGGGUGCAGCUCUACGACACCCCUUAUGAAGACGAACGAGGCCAGCGUCUAGGCUUUGUGUACGGAGAACCUCAGGAGGAGGGCAAGGAGAGCAGCAGGCUGCCGCAAGAUGAUGAGAGACCAGCUGAUGAGUAUGACCAACCCUGGGAAUGGAAAAAGGACCACAUCUCCAAAGCUUUUGCAGAAAUGAGGGAGUUGUCGGUGUUGCCUUGGCCUGCCCCAGUGGGUCAGCUGGAGGAGGAGCCCCCCGUCAGAGAGCAAGUGCAGUUUGAUGGUGCAGAGUGGGACCGUUCGUCAUCGCCAACAGAGCGGUUGCGUCCUCCAGGGCCCAGGUCCAGCCCGCUGGCAGGAGGGGGGAUGAAGUUUCGAAUGCCACAGGAAGGCCUCGCUAUGGUGGGGGAGAGAGUGGACCCCACACUGCCUCUGGAGAAGCAGGUAUGGUACCACGGUUCGCUGUCGCGUUCGGAGGCAGAGUCUCUGCUAACGUUGUGUAAAGAGUGCAGCUAUCUGGUGAGGAACAGUCAGACCAACCGCUCCGACUACUCGCUGUCCCUACGGAGCUGCCAGGGUUUCAUGCACAUGAAGUUCACACAAUAUAAAGACGGCAAGUACGUGCUGGGACAGAACAGCCCGCCCUUUGACUCCAUCCCAGAGGUCAUCCACUUUUACACCACACACAAACUCCCGAUCCGAGGUGCCGAGCACCUCUCCCUGCUGUUCCCCGUACUGGUGCAGACACUCUGACUGACCCAGACACCCCUCCUAGACCUUCAGGAUUUAAUCAUGAUCGGACACUCUUGAAUGUUUGAUGGGAUCUUCCCAGUGGAGUGCCAGCACUCUCUUCCUGUUCAACUGGACUACUUUUGAUGAUACAACACGCCGCUAAUGCCCUCACCCACCACUGCUGUUGUACUUGUGCCAAAUGUCUCCAACAUCCGGAGGGAUCGAUUCACAUGAAAUGCAAUACCUGAACUCUAUGCCACCUGUGCUAGAUCUCCUUUCUCUCAUCUCCUUGCUGAACCAAGGGGGCUUUCUUCAGGACAUCCGAAAUUCUCUCUUUCCUUAUUACAUUUCUUUCUGACUGGAACGCAGAGGAAGUUAGUAGAGCUGUAUUUAGGAGAAAGUCUGUAUAUUCUGAACGUAGCCCCAGGUUACAGAAGACCUGCAGAAGAUUGAGAUUAAAUUACUGCUGUUUCACAAAAAAAAAAAACACCUCAUUGACACUGAUAAAAUAUUACUGUUGUUAGGUGAAAGCCUUGCAGUAUUUUGCUGAUUUUCCACAUUUCUACCGGAAUCAAUAAAUUGAAUUGUACUGUAAAGGAUGAGAAACACUUUUUUCACUCCUUGGGGAAAUCCUUUUAUAAAUGUUGGAAAGUUCAUCGCCAUUAUAAAAACAAUGCUAUUUUCAAAGAUAUAAGGUUUUUACCAACAGCAGUGAUAUUUCAGAUGCUUUUCUACACAAAGACACAUCUGUACUGUACUAUAGUCUGUUCUGUUCAUUUUCUUGCGGUCUGUUCUGUACUGUCAUGCUGCUGUAUGUUGAGGAUUUUGCUCGACACACGUCUCCAUGUUACUUGUUGAUUGUUCGUCGUAAGCAACAGAGAAGCUAUGUUGUAUUGGUACUCGUGUUGACCUUGCUGACCUGUAUCUCUUGUUGGUUGACUACGUUGCAUUUGGUAGACAAUGCUGGGUUUGUAAAAAAGCGACCUGUCACUGCUGUCAUUGUCUUUCCACUGACUGAAAGCUAAGCCCGGAAGCUGAGCUGCAGGCUACAUUUGGAGCUGAGGGAUGCUAAUCAGGAAACAUUGAUGACUCUGACAAACUCUCAAACUUUGUGAAUCACGGCAACAUUCUCACACCUCCUACAUAUUUGAUCACAGAUUUUUUUUUUUUUUUUUUCGGCUGGCCAAAUGAUUACAUGCUGGUUGGUGAGUUGUAUUUGAGUUAAAUUCUUGCCAUCUGGAGUGUGUUCCCAUGUCUGCUGCCUGGUUGCAGUGUUGUGUGGCAAAAAUCAGAUUUUAGAGAGGAGACAACGUGUACUGGCGACAUCUGACCAUUUCUAACAAAUGCAAGAAUGAUUUAGAUUGUUGUUUUUCAAGCCAAAACUUUAUAUUGCCUGUAUUGUAUUAUUAUUAUGACCAUUAUUUUCUGUCACUAGUAAAAGAUGAUGGGUUGCAUAAUUUA
This is a messenger RNA of Thunnus maccoyii (southern bluefin tuna), 3036 nucleotides long. RefSeq names its product Src homology 2 domain containing transforming protein D, b (gene shdb). NCBI's taxonomy places the organism in Eukaryota, Metazoa, Chordata, Actinopteri, Scombriformes, Scombridae. The coding region runs from base 331 to 1596 and encodes 421 amino acids. The transcript has 8 exons. The record is from RefSeq and is a predicted model, not a curated record. Gene Ontology annotation, molecular function: phosphotyrosine residue binding.